AGAGCUAGCGCGAGGCGGCAGCAGCAGCAGCAGCGGCGGCGGCUCCGGAGCUCGGCCCAUCCUCCCCGUGACAACGCAGUGUUACGUGCUGCGUCUCCGCUCUGUCGUCAGAGCAGCCCCAGCCUCCCACCCGCACACAGCUCCUCUGCGCUCUGCACCAGAAAGGAGCAUCCUCUGCUCUCCACCCCCCCCUCGCCUCUCUCUCUCUCUCUCUUUCUCUCUCUCUCUCUCUCUCUCGCCCUCAGUCAGUCGGUGUGUCCUCAGAAUGAGGUUGGCAGCACCAGUAGCAGCAGCCGCAGCAGUAGAUACAGACAACGGGGACACAGUUACUGCGGCAGCCAGGAGACGCUGUCCUUCAGCCGGGCACCAUCUACCGCUGCCUUCACCCCUGCCCUGAGAACACAACACUUACCCUUGUGCUCUCUCUCUCCCUCCCUCGCUCGUUCUCUCUCUGUCUCUCCUUCAUCCUCCCUCACUCUCUGUCCUCUUUGAAUUCGUCUCUCGAAUUCGCCUCUCUCUCUCUCUCUCUCUCUCGCUCCUUCCCUCUCGCUCGCUCUCUCUCUCUCGCUGUCUCUGUCGCUGUAGCAGUGAUGGGAAAGACCACCAUGUAGACGCAGAGAGGCAACGGAGGCAACAGCAGAAUAGCAGCAAUGGGAUGCCACACAUGGAGCGGGUCUGGACUGCAGCCGUGGUGAGCCUGAGACCUCCAGGACCUGCGACCACCAUCAUUGCCCUUCUCAGGACCUGACCACUGGGGCUGUCCAACGCUCACCUGGAUGCUCCCCAAUUGUGUUUCGUCAUCCCUUCCUCUCCUUUUUUGCUGCUGUUCUUUCUCCUCAUCCUCUGUUUCUCCUCUCUGAUGGCUUUUCAGUCUGCUGACAUCUAGCAGUCUGUCCUGAAACAGAGAAGCUGCUCAUCGAUUUCGCCUCCUGGAUUCCACCCCCCCCCCCCCCCUCUGCGUUUUUAUUCUUUUUCGCCCACUUGACCUACGAGUGGCGUUCUUUUCUAAUUCCUUUUCGUGAUUUUUCUCGCCCGCUCAUUACACACUUUGGAUUUUUUCUUUUUUCUCGACGAGGCCAAUCUAAUCUCUCUGUUGCUCAAGAAUUUUGAUUGAUCUAUAAGCAAUAACAAACACUAAUCCAACUGACUUGCCUCGCUGACACCAUGGGGGACAUGUCCAACAGCGAUUUUUAUGCCAAGAACCAAAGAAACGAGGGCAACCAUGCGGCAGGCUUCGGCUGCUCGCUCAUGGAGCUGCGCUCGCUCAUGGAGCUGCGUGGUACAGAGGCAGUGGUCAAGCUCCAGGAGGACUACGGGGGCGUGGAGGGACUGUGCAAACGACUGAAAACCUCACCCACGGAAGGUCUUGCCGGCGUCCAAACCGACCUGGACAAGAGAAAAGAAAUAUUUGGGAAAAACCUGAUACCUCCAAAGAAGCCAAAAACCUUCCUGCAGCUGGUUUGGGAGGCCCUGCAAGAUGUCACCCUCAUCAUCCUGGAGAUCGCUGCCCUCAUCUCCCUGGGUCUCUCCUUCUACCAUCCUCCCGGAGAGAGCGGCGGAGAGUCCUGCGGCUCGGCGGCCGGCGGCGUGGAAGACGAGGGCGAGGCGGACGCUGGUUGGAUCGAGGGCGCCGCCAUCCUGUUGUCUGUGGUGUGCGUGGUGCUGGUCACGGCCUUCAAUGACUGGUCGAAGGAGAAGCAGUUUCGCGGGCUGCAGAGCCGGAUCGAACAGGAGCAGAAAUUCCAGGUGGUGCGCGGCAGCCAGGUCAUCCAGCUGCCUGUGGCUGACAUAGUGGUGGGGGACAUCGCACAGGUCAAAUACGGGGACCUGCUUCCUGCUGACGGCGUGUUGAUCCAGGGCAACGACCUGAAGAUCGACGAGUCGUCGCUGACUGGAGAGUCGGACCACGUCAAGAAGUCUGCGGAUAAAGACCCCAUGCUCUUGUCUGGGACCCACGUGAUGGAGGGGUCCGGGCGUAUGGUGGUGACUGCUGUUGGCGUCAACUCUCAGACUGGGAUUAUCUUCACGCUGCUGGGAGCCGGCACGGAGGAGGAGGAGAAGAAAGAAAAGAAAGGAGGGGCAGUAGAAGACGGACACCAGAACACAGACUGCUCCCAUGCCCCUAUCCACCCCAUCGCAACAAUAGCCACGGAUGGGGCUGCAGGCAUUAAUGCCCCUGGCAGUGCCAGCCUAAUUAAUGGUAAAAUGCAAGAUGGCAAUAUGGAGAGCAACCAGAUUAAAGUAAAGAAGCAAGACGGAGCAGCUGCCAUGGAGAUGCAGCCUCUGAAGAGCGCUGAAGGCGGAGAGACGGAUGAGAAGGAGAGGAAGAAGGUGUCCGUUCCCAAGAAAGAGAAGUCUGUGCUGCAAGGGAAGCUGACCAAGCUGGCUGUCCAGAUUGGCAAAGCAGGUUUGCUGAUGUCAGCGAUCACAGUCAUCAUCCUGGUCCUGUACUUUGCCAUUGACAACUUUGUGAUGCAGAAGCACCCAUGGAUGCCGGAGUGCACUCCCAUCUACAUCCAGUACUUUGUCAAAUUCUUCAUCAUCGGCGUGACCGUGUUGGUGGUGGCCGUGCCGGAGGGGCUGCCGCUGGCCGUCACCAUCUCCCUGGCGUAUUCUGUCAAGAAAAUGAUGAAGGACAACAACCUGGUGCGUCACCUGGAUGCGUGCGAGACGAUGGGUAACGCUACGGCCAUCUGCUCCGAUAAGACGGGCACGCUGACCACCAACCGCAUGACGGCGGUGCAGUGUUACGUCGGGGACGUGCACUACAAGGAAAUCCCGGAGCCUGGAGUUCUGCCUCCCAAAUCGCUGGACUUACUGGUCAACGCCAUCUCCAUUAACAGUGCCUAUACCACCAAGAUCCUGCCUCCGGACAGGGAGGGCGGUCUGCCGAAGCAGGUGGGCAACAAGACCGAGUGCGGCCUGCUGGGAUUGGUCAUGGACCUGAAGCGGGAUUACCAGCCAAUAAGGAACCAGAUCCCAGAGGAGAAGCUGUACAAAGUCUACACCUUCAACUCCGUCAGGAAGUCCAUGAGCACUGUCAUCAAGUUGCCCGAUGGGAGCUUCCGCAUGUACAGCAAAGGGGCGUCCGAGAUUGUCCUCAAAAAAUGCAGCCAUAUUCUCAACGAGGUGGGUGAGCCGAGGGUCUUCCGUCCGCGGGACAAGGACGAGAUGGUGAAGAAGGUGAUCGAGCCCAUGGCGUGCGACGGCCUCAGGACCAUCUGCGUGGCGUUCCGCGACUUCCCCAGCAACCCUGAGCCCCACUGGGACGACGAGAACAACAUCCUGAGCGACCUCACGGCCAUCUGCGUCGUGGGGAUCGAGGACCCCGUCAGGCCAGAGGUGCCUGACGCCAUCCAGAAGUGUCAGCGCGCAGGCAUCACUGUUCGCAUGGUCACAGGAGACAACAUAAACACAGCCAGGGCCAUCGCCAUCAAGUGCGGCAUCAUCCAUCCCGGAGAGGAUUUCCUCUGCAUCGACGGGAAGGAGUUCAACAGGAGGAUCCGUAAUGAGAAGGGAGAGGUGGAGCAGGAGCGCAUUGACAAGGUUUGGCCCAAACUCAGAGUUCUCGCUAGAUCCUCCCCGACGGACAAACACACUCUUGUCAAAGGGAUCAUUGACAGCACCAUGGCAGACCAGAGGCAAGUGGUGGCUGUGACUGGAGACGGGACCAAUGAUGGACCGGCUCUGAAGAAAGCUGACGUGGGCUUCGCUAUGGGUAUCGCCGGCACAGAUGUGGCCAAGGAGGCGUCCGACAUCAUUCUGACGGAUGAUAAUUUCAGCAGCAUCGUCAAAGCGGUGAUGUGGGGUCGGAACGUCUACGACAGCAUCUCCAAGUUCCUCCAGUUCCAGCUGACCGUCAACGUGGUGGCCGUCAUCGUAGCCUUCACCGGUGCCUGCAUCACACAGGACUCCCCUCUGAAGGCGGUGCAGAUGCUGUGGGUCAACCUCAUCAUGGACACGUUCGCGUCGCUGGCUCUGGCAACGGAACCUCCCACGGAGUCUCUGCUGAAGCGGAAGCCGUACGGCCGCAACAAGCCCCUCAUCUCCAGCACCAUGACCAAGAACAUCCUGGGGCACGGCGCCUACCAGCUCGUCAUCAUCUUCACGCUGCUCUUUGUCGGUGAACAGAUCUUUGACAUUGACAGUGGCCGUAACGCACCCCUCCACUCCCCUCCGUCGGAGCACUACACCAUCAUCUUCAACACCUUCGUCAUGAUGCAGCUCUUCAACGAAAUAAACGCUCGAAAAAUCCACGGGGAAAGGAACGUGUUCGACGGCAUUUUCAGGAACCCAAUAUUCUGCUCGAUUGUCUUUGGCACCUUCGCUGUGCAGAUUGUGAUCGUGCAGUUCGGAGGGAAGCCAUUCAGCUGUCAGCCUCUGGACCUGGAGAAGUGGAUGUGGUGCGUGUUCCUGGGCCUGGGGGAGCUGGUCUGGGGGCAGGUCAUAGCCACCAUCCCCAACAGCAGGCUGCGCUUCCUGCGGAGGGCGGGACAGUUGACGCAGAAGGACGAGCUGCCGGAGGAGGACGUGAACGAGGAAAACGAAGAGAUCGACCACGCGGAGCGGGAGCUGAGACGGGGACAGAUCCUCUGGUUCAGAGGCCUGAACCGCAUCCAGACUCAGAUUGAAGUAGUCAACACCUUCAAGAGUGGCACCUCCUUUCAGGGGGCGGGAGCUCUGAGACGCCAAUCGUCCACCACCAGCCAGACCCAGGAUAUCCGCGUUGUGAAUGCAUUCCGUAGCUCCCUCUAUGAAGGCCUGGAAAAGCCAGACUCCAGAUCAUCCAUCCACAACUUCAUGACACACCCCGAGUUUAGGAUAGAAGACUCCACGCCCAACAUCCCCCUCAUCGACGACACGGACGAGGAUUCAGCUCGGAGGAGGAGGAAGUACUCCAGCCAGCCCUCGUCCCCCAACAAGAACAACAACGCUAUCGACAGCGGCAUCAAUCUCACCAUCGACACCAGUAAAUCGGCGGCCUCCUCCAGCCCCGCCAGCCCUCUGCACAGCUUGGAGACCAGCCUCUAACCCCGAUCCUGAACUCAGCUCCGACCUCCCACAUCCUUGCCGUCUGGUGGCGCCUCCUCCAGACCCUUUAACUGCGCCCUCGCACCUCGUCACCCGCAGGCUUUCACCUCGUCCCACUCACGGCUCGUCCUCCAGGCCCUCAAACCCCCGAUUCCAUGCCUCCGUCGCUCCCGUUCCUCCGACCGUGAGCUCCCCGCGGAGAAAAUCCGAAGUAACACAACAAGGUGAGAAGAGAACAUACAAUCAAAAAAGCGCAACAAAGCCACAAAACGUGCACAGCCAUCCUGCUUUUAUGGUUGUAUGUGUACGGUGGCGGUGGUGGGUGUGGGACUCGAUGCGUGUUAGCAUGUAUUGUAUUAGCGUGCCGCUGACUGCACAUACGUCCGAACUUAGUGGCACCGGGAGGAGGACAGUGAGGAGGGAAGAACUGAAAAAACAGACGAACUUUAAAACUCACCUUACACUUCUUCUCCUCAACAAUAACAUUGUCAAUACUGAGAAUAGUUUAAAUGAAAUUGAAAAAACAUUGUUAUUAUUCUGACUGAGAUUAUUAUUGUUAUUAUUAUUGUUGCUCCUGCAUGAAUGUACAUUACCCAAGUUUUAUUUCGAAGGCUUUUCGUUCUAUUUGGGGUUCUUUCGUUCUGAUGGGCUCGGCCUCACGGCAGACUACUAUUUUGGAGCCGGCUUCUCUGGGUUCCCGCCCGCAAAGCUCCCUCGUCCGUUUGGCAUGAACAUGUACGCAAUCGCAUUUCAUCAAUAAACGGAGACGUGAACCAAGGUGGUAGGGCUCAACUUGCACAGUAGUUUUGCACCUGUCGGGAAAAAUGGAACGCAAAAUAAUAAUGAUGAUGAUAGCAUUUAUGGGAUAUAUUCUAUAAAUAUAAAUAUAUAUAAAUAUAUUUAGAGAGAUUUUAUCUUUGUUUGUUGGCAUGUUGCCUUGUUCCUGCUUCAAUGGCUCAAAAUACUUUGACUUAUUUAUGUCUUAAAGAGAAUGUAAUUUGUUUACAACCUCGUAGAGAUAAACUUCCUGGUUUCUACAAGGAGGGAGGCGAAGCUGAAGCUCAGAAGGACCAGAGCUGUGUUGGUGUGUUAUUACUGAAAAACCGUGUGCUGGACUUUGCCUGCUAUCUUGUCAAAUACUGUAGAUAUUUUUAGAGGAUUAACGAACAAAAAGAAACCAAAAUAUAAUGGGAUACAUAGUAAAUGUGGAAUCUUAGUAUUAUUCUGUAUGAUUGUUGGGAUCAAGGUGGAGUGGCUUGCCUUUGGUUUUUCUAAACAGAGGCCUCCUUUUUGUGACAGAGGGGGAAUAUUUGAUUCUGUUUUUCACUACUACUUCUCUUUUUUUAAUUGUGUUUUCUUUCCUGUGCUUCAGCGCUGGCCUGUGGUCAGGGCUCGAGUCUAAGGCUGUUAUCAGGACCUUUACAGUGAACUGUCUUCUAGGUAAACCUGCUUGUUCAAAGGACUUGUCGUUUUAAACGCGUGACCAUCAAAAGGCUGCAGUUGAGUCAUAUUAGAAUUUCGCAAAGUUAUAUUUAGCUUAUCUGUACCGCAUGGAAAUCAGACUUUUUGUCUGUUUUGUUUUUGUCGGAAAUUUGGAAUAUAUUGUGCUUUUCAUUUAUUUUUUUUUUUUUCGUUACGAUUUGAUUUUUGGUUUCAAAGAGUUUAUUUGGCUCUGGCGGAGAGAGAGAGGCGCACACAGCCCCAUAAAGCUGUUGGCAUUUUUAAAUCUCAAAAAAAGGAAAAACUGACAAAAAACCCAAUUACAACAAACAUGGAAUGUUGCUUUGACUCUUUUUCUAUAUAUAAAAAAUACAGUUCUUUUCUGCACUAUCUGGUUAUGAAUGAAAACUUCUGUGGUGUAAUUCUAGAUGUGCUUUCGUGUGUUUUAACCAAGCUUGUCUUCCUGCCGUCACAGAGUAUACAAUAAUCUAGCAUCAACUGUACUCACUAGUCGUAAACUAUUUAUUGUGCUUUGACCAAUCAGACAUUACCAGAGAGCGGUUACUUACAGAAGGCACAUUUACCCCGACUUAUUGCACUAAGAAGGACAAGGCCAGUUAACUAGCCUGUAAUAUUCUUAAUAGUCUCUAUUACUAACUGAAGUAAGUCAUUGGCGAGCAUGAUACGAUCAUUAUGCAACUUGAAAAAAAUUUACAAAUUUUCUACUUACAAAAUCCUGUACACUACUAUAGUAUAUAGUGUACUGUAACAUCCAUCCAAGCGGUUCUGUCUGUUUCCUUUUUCUAUAUCCUCCUCCUCUGUCAUUUCCCAGUCGAUCCAUUCACUAGGAGAGGGUGCACAAGCUUUACCAGUCAGCUCAGGCGCGUUCGGACCGUAACAUGGACCAUUUGAAUAAAAAGCUGUCUUUAUUUAAGUUGAGAAAAACACACAGUCUGACAAUUCUGCGUAGACGUUGUUGAUUUUUCUUGUUUCUUUUGCUAUGUUUUAACUCGACAAUUUGUUUUGUCUGUAAAGAAAUUCAAACAAUAAACAGAAAACGGCAUUUUCCAAUAAAAAAGACUUAAGCCAACAUUCUCAAACCACUUUUACAUCCAGCACUUUCAAAGUAAUCUUUGUAAAUACAGCGAUGCGCCCACUGUGGACAGAAACUCCAUGCGGACUGGCGCGAAAACAGGAACUCUUUCUGACUACGUCUCCCAUCAUGCAUCACAAGUCAUACUGUACCACGCAUACCACAGCUGUUUGGCUGUAUGUAAUCAAUCACUGCUCCUGUCAGCAACAAAACAUCAUGAUUACAUCCAAAUAAUAACACGUGUUGUAACAGCCUAUAAUUAUGUUAAUGAUGACUCCGAUGAUGACAACGAUGAUGCUGAUGAUAACGAUGAUGAUGAUAUCAAUGAUACUUCUUGCAAUAUACUCUCACCUGCCUCGAUGUACUGUAUUUAGCAGCAUGCAGUUUGUGGAACAAAGAAAAAGAGAAAUGCCAACAGAUAACUUUUUGGCAUACUUAGCCAUUUAUGGGUAAGUGAUUUAAGUGUUCAUCUUGUUUUUAUGAUAUUUUUUUUCAUCUAUACAAUAAUUGUAAAUAAAAAACUCAAUGUCUUUGUUCAUUUAAUACUAUGCAAAAAGUCAUGCUUUUCUGAUUGUUACCCACCCUUAAUCCUAGAGUGUGUUGCUGGAAUGUUUGUGUUUUCAGAAGUCAGUAAACACAAUGUGAUGUAAAUUAUUUUCUAGCUCGAGGAAAAAAGUUCAAUGAUGAUGAAAUAAUAUCAUUAUAUGGGGAAGAUGAUAAUAAUAUUGGUGGUGACAGUGAUGAUGAUGAUGAUGAUGACGAUGAUGAUGAUGAUAAUGAUGAAAUGUUACUCUUGCUGCUUGACUGUCCCAUUUACCACACUCCUGACAGGAGCGCAAGUGAAAAACACAAUAAAAACAAAAACAUGAAAAAUCACUAAAUAAAUCUCCCAGAGCAGCAUGA
Messenger RNA from Betta splendens (Siamese fighting fish), 8467 nucleotides. RefSeq names its product ATPase plasma membrane Ca2+ transporting 2 (gene atp2b2). The transcript has 22 exons. The coding region runs from base 1165 to 5031 and encodes 1288 amino acids. NCBI's taxonomy places the organism in Eukaryota, Metazoa, Chordata, Actinopteri, Anabantiformes, Osphronemidae. Gene Ontology annotation, molecular function: ATP hydrolysis activity; P-type calcium transporter activity; PDZ domain binding. The record is from RefSeq and is a predicted model, not a curated record. Gene Ontology annotation, cellular component: intracellular membrane-bounded organelle; postsynaptic density membrane. Gene Ontology annotation, biological process: calcium ion transmembrane transport; regulation of cytosolic calcium ion concentration.